This is a messenger RNA of Protopolystoma xenopodis, 594 nucleotides long. NCBI's taxonomy places the organism in Eukaryota, Metazoa, Platyhelminthes, Monogenea, Polystomatidea, Polystomatidae. The record is from the annotation of a GenBank genome assembly.
GCCAGUCAAGGCUGUUUGCGCACGCUGUCAUUAAAAUUCAAGACUACUCAUGUUCCACCGGGAGAUACACUUGUUCAUAAAGGAGAUGUUCUUUCGGCCCUCUACUUUAUCGCUCGUGGCAGCAUAGAAAUUCUCUCAGGUCCUGACAACGAUAUUCUGGCAAUUCUUAGUACUGGAGACGUAUUUGGAGAACAUCCGUGUGUCUAUUCGACCGUGGGCAAGUCGAAAUGUAAUGUUCGUGCCCUUACCUACUGUGAUCUGCACAAAAUUCAUCGAGAAGAUCUUCUUGAGACUCUGGGCAUGUAUCCAGAAUUUGCAAAGUCAUUUUCAGAGGGUCUUGAGAUAACUUUUAACCUCAGAGAUGAUUCUCUAGUUAUUCCUUCUUUGAGCGUUGGUGAUUUUGGCGGGCCAGGGUUUUACGGCCUUCCCAAGUUCAAUUCUAGGCCCAUGCUUCCUCUUCUCUGUUCAGCCCCUGAGGAUCUAAAUAAUCAGCAGCCAAGCCAGGCAUUAGAACGAUUUUGUAAAGAUGGAUCUGCCAAAGAAUCUCUACACCGAAGAGGUAUGCGUCCACAACCUAUACUUAAUAGGAAAUAA